CACACACACUCAGGGCUGAGCUCGCAGUGUCCGUGUGAUGAUCAGGAGCUACAGCGCGCUACAUUUUCACCGCCGCUCGGAUUGAAGUCGGUUCUCGUCCCUGCGGCCCCGGAGCGGAUUAAAGCACAUGAUACACAGACGAGGUGGGAAGAGAUCUUCUGAGAAACGUCACGGCUACUCACAGGGAGAGACAUUUACAGGUACAUAUGGGGCAAGGAGACGCCUCUGCGAGAAGCACGGCCAUGGAGGGCGACUGCCUCAGCUGCGUCAAGUACCUCAUGUUCAUCUUUAACUUCUUCAUAUUUCUCGGUGGAGCGUUCUUACUCGGAGUGGGAAUCUGGGUGCUGGUGGAUCCCACAGGUUUCAGGGAGAUCGUAGCAGCCAAUCCUCUGCUCUUCACCGGAGUCUAUGUGAUCCUGGCCAUGGGCUCCAUGCUCUUCCUGCUCGGCUUCCUGGGCUGCUGUGGAGCCAUACGGGAGAACAAGUGUCUCCUGCUGUUCUUCUUCCUGCUCAUCCUCAUCAUCUUCCUGGCAGAGCUCGCUGCGGCCAUCUUGGCCUUCAUAUUCCGCGAGCAUCUCACCAGAGAUUAUUUCACCAAGGAGCUGAAAGCACAUUAUCAAGGCAGCAACAACACGGACGUCUUUACCGCCACCUGGAACACCAUCAUGAAUACGUUUGAAUGCUGCGGCGUGAACAGCGCCGACGAUUUCGAUCAGCAGAGCCUCUUCAGGCACCUGAACCCCGGGAGAGCCGUCCCCGAGGUGUGCUGCCUGAACAACGAGCAGAUGAUGAUGAACGCGGACGAGUGUCUCAGGGGCAACAUGCCCUUCCGCAUCAAGGGCUGUUACUCUGCCGUGGUGGAUUACUUCGAGGCGUACAUCUACAUGGCCGGAGCGCUCGCUAUCGUCGUCCUGACCAUAGAACUCUUUGCGAUGGUGUUUGCCAUGUGUUUGUUCCGUGGGAUCCAGUAAUCCACCAGUGUUCUGAAGAAGGACCUUUCAAAAGACAAAUGGCUUGAAAAGAAGACACUCUUGUAUAUAAACGUCGUCUGUCUGUUUUUCCGAGGUGCCCACAGUGACCAAAUUGUACAGCUGGAACUUCCCUGGUUUUGUGAUAACAAAGGAGAAAAUAGCGCAGAAGAUUUAACUCCAGUGGUGCCAUCGAGUCGUGCUGCAGCUCUCUAACACGGAUAGAGGAAAAACUUGCACUGACGCCUGAAUGGAUAUUUAUAGAAGACCGUUCGUGUUUGUACAGAAUUAAAUUCCCGUUUUUACCUUUUUCACCACUGCAUCAAGUCACACUAAAACUCUUUUCACAAUGUGUUUGUGUGUGAGCACGUUUCUGUGUGUGUGUGUGUGUGUGUGUGCGCGUGAGUGUGUGAUCUACACAGUGAUCCUACAUCUUCUAUAUUGUAAAGUGUUGUGUAUUGCAAUUGUGUAUAUUUUAUGUGAUUUUAGUAAUGUGUUGUAUGCAUUUGUACUUUAUAUUCAUGAUACCUGUUACAUGUGACACUGAUUGGUAUUAAAACAGGGAAAAUGAAAAA
Molecule: messenger RNA, 1543 nt
Organism: Clarias gariepinus (North African catfish)
Lineage: Eukaryota; Metazoa; Chordata; Actinopteri; Siluriformes; Clariidae
Gene: tspan18a
Product: tetraspanin 18a
Exons: 9
Coding region: 207-971 (254 amino acids)
Cellular component (GO): membrane
Source: RefSeq, a predicted model, not a curated record